Messenger RNA from Tinamus guttatus (white-throated tinamou), 2287 nucleotides. NCBI's taxonomy places the organism in Eukaryota, Metazoa, Chordata, Aves, Tinamiformes, Tinamidae. The record is from RefSeq and is a predicted model, not a curated record.
AUGAUGUUUAAGAAAGUCACGAAGCUGUAUUCCAAUUUUCAGAGCAGUGGAAAGAGUUCUGUGUUGGAAAGUCUUGUGGGAAGGGAUCUGCUCCCACGAGGUACUGGAGUUGUCACCCGGAGACCCCUUAUUCUGCAGCUGGUGCAUGUUUCCCCAGAGGAUGGACGGAAAACAGCUGGAGAUGAAAAUGACCCUGCUACAUGGAAAAAUCCAAGACACCUUUCUAAAGAGAUUGACGCGGAAGAGUGGGGUAAAUUUCUUCACACCAAAAAUAAGGUCUAUACAGAUUUUGAUGAAAUUCGUCAGGAAAUAGAAAAUGAAACAGAGAGGAUUUCAGGAAAUAAUAAGGGGAUCAGUCCUGAACCUAUUCACCUUAAGAUUUUUUCAUCCAACGUUGUAAAUCUGACACUUGUGGAUUUACCAGGAAUGACAAAGGUGCCUGUUGGUGACCAGCCUAAGGACAUUGAACUUCAAAUCAGAGAACUAAUCCUUCAAUUCAUCAGCAACCCAAAUUCAAUUAUUCUGGCAGUAACGGCUGCUAACACAGAUAUGGCCACUUCAGAAGCACUUAAAAUUGCACGGGAGGUGGAUCCAGAUGGUCGAAGAACCCUUGCUGUUAUCACAAAGCUGGAUCUCAUGGAUGCUGGCACUGAUGCUAUGGAUGUGCUCAUGGGAAGAGUGAUUCCAGUAAAGCUUGGCAUCAUUGGAGUAGUUAACAGGAGUCAGUUGGACAUAAACAAUAAGAAGAGUGUAGCUGAUUCCAUCCGGGAUGAGUACGGUUUUCUCCAGAAGAAGUAUCCUUCCCUAGCCAAUCGCAAUGGAACCAAGUAUCUUGCUCGGACACUGAAUAGACUACUGAUGCAUCAUAUCCGAGACUGUUUGCCAGAACUGAAAACUAGAAUAAACGUUUUAGCUGCUCAGUAUCAGUCUCUACUAAAUAGCUAUGGGGAACCCGUUGAGGACAAAAGUGCCACUCUAUUACAGCUGAUUACCAAAUUUGCAACUGAAUAUUGUAACACUAUUGAGGGAACGGCAAAAUACAUUGAGACUUCGGAGCUAUGUGGUGGAGCUCGAAUCUGUUACAUCUUUCAUGAGACCUUUGGACGAACCUUGGAAUCUGUAGAUCCACUAGGUGGCCUUAACACUAUUGAUAUCUUGACUGCCAUUAGAAAUGCCACUGGUCCCCGUCCUGCCUUGUUUGUUCCCGAAGUUUCAUUUGAAUUGCUGGUAAAAAGGCAAAUCAAACGUUUAGAAGAGCCAAGUUUGCGCUGUGUGGAGCUGGUUCAUGAAGAAAUGCAGAGGAUUAUCCAGCAUUGUAGCAAUUACAGUACACAGGAAUUAUUGAGGUUUCCUAAAUUACACGAUGCCAUAGUGGAAGUCGUGACCUGUCUUCUGCGUAGAAGACUUCCAGUCACAAAUGAAAUGGAACAAAGGCGUAACAGGUUAGCCCGGGAGUUGCCUUCUGCUGUGCCACGAGAAAAGUCUACUAAAGCUCCAGGUGCAUUGACACCUGCCUCCCAGGAGAGUGUUGCUGCUGCUUCUGCAGAGGCUGAUGGCAAGGCUGCCCCGGGAGUGGGAGAUGCGGCCCAGGAGGCUGGAACAGGGAGCUGGAGAGGAAUGCUGAAACCCUCGAAAGCAGAAGAGGCGCCAGCAGAGGAGAAGUCCAAAUCAGCUGCAGCCCUUCCUGCUAGUCCUCAGAAGGGACAUGCUGUAAACCUCCUGGAUGUGCCUGUACCCGUAGCACGCAAGCUUUCCGCCCGUGAGCAGCGAGACUGUGAAGUGAUUGAGCGGCUCAUUAAGUCUUACUUCCUCAUUGUCAGGAAGAACAUUCAGGACAGCGUGCCAAAGGCAGUGAUGCAUUUUCUGGUGAACCAUGUGAAAGACACUCUCCAGAGCGAGCUGGUUGGACAGCUGUACAAAUCCUUGUUGUUGGACGACCUUCUCACUGAAUCUGAGGACAUGGCGCAGCGCAGAAAAGAGGCAGCUGACAUGCUAAAGGCCCUGCAGCGAGCCAGUCAGAUCAUCGCCGAGAUUCGGGAGACGCACCUGUGGUGAAGACUCUCCAGUCACGCUCUUCGCACGGAUCGGAGGACGCCCUGGCUUGGAGGUUGCUAGGCCUGGUAUACGGAGUAGAACUUUUAUUUAUGAACUCUUAGCUGUGUCCUGCAACUGUGUAAAUCUGCUCAUGUAAAGACAGUUGGUUUGAUUUGCAAACAGAAACGAUAUGCUGUAUUUUGCAAAAUGUCCUAUUUAAUCUACAUAAUAAAUGGCUCUAAAUGUUUCCUUA